GUACACACUGUAAUGGCUGUAGUUCACACGUGUGGGCUGGAUUGUUGUUAAGUGAAGCAAGUUGAAUUUGGAAACAUGCACCAGAAAAAGGAAAAAAGAUCUAGAAAAGUUGAAAGUAAUGAGAAAGAUAACUUUGAUGGAAUGGAAGAAACUCCUGCAAAAAAAAAACGCUUAGAAGAUGAAAGUGAGAACAAUCAAGAUCAAAUAGACAAGGACAAACAAGAGGAAAAUAUGGAAACUCUUGAUACUUCUCAUUCAGAAAAGGUCACAGCUGAAGAUCUCUUUAACUCUUUGCUGACAGGGGCACAACCGUAUUCCAAACUAAAAUCAUUUGUGGCAGCAGCAAAAUGUUUUACCAGACGGGAAACUAAGGAAGAUAUUGUUAAGAACUAUCUCGCUGCAUCGGGAACGUGUUCCGAACUUCUAGAUUUAUUAAAUCAGGGAAAUAAAACUCCAUCAGAGAAUUCCAUUAUAUUUCUCGCUCUAGAACAGAUUCUGUUACGUAUCGCCGAGGAUCUAGAUAUUUAUGAAACUGUUGGGAUUGGAAUAGUAAGACGGAUCUUACAGUCAAAUACCAGAUCAAUUUACACCAUGCUUCAUCAACGUCAGAAAGUCGCACAUUUGAAAGCCACCCUGAAAUUCCUCACUGCCAUGGUCUUGCUUGGGAAUGCGGCUGCAAAAGAAUUUUUUCCACGUUUCAAUUUUAAACUAGAAACCAUUUACCCCUUGUUUGCAUACAUACAUCACCAAGAUCCUCAAGAUGUCAGAACCUGCUUGCUACACUUCAUAUUUUCCUUUAUGGUUGUUGGAGAUAAUAACGUGAUUCGGCAGCUCAUGGAAUUAAAAGGAUUUCUAAAUGCCAUAUUUCAAGGCUUACCAAUGGACAAAGCUUCAACAAUACACCUUGUAUUAAACACGCUGCACAAGAAAGUUAUAGAAAAUAUUUCAAUUAGCAAGACGGUAAAAAUUCGGCUCCUGAAUGAUGCAACCCUGAAGUAUGUAGUAAAGCUGUUUUCUUGGACUGGACCGAGAAGACAACAGCUUCAAAAGAAAGGAAAAAAUAAGUUAUUAGACGAUGGUCCCACAGAAGCUUUAGAUGCUACCGAAGAAGAAGUUACUUUAGUGAGAAAUAUAGCUCAUGAAUUUAUGUUGGCAGUUUGUUGCUCUUACAAACUUGGUAUCAUCUUUCAUGACUGGUCACUGGGAACAUCUGGAAAGAAUGAAAAUCACAUCAUUACAAACCUACUAGUAUCAAUAGAGAAGCCUUACGCAGACAAAAGAAUGUCCGAUUUUGUUGUCCAGGUCUUACGGACUUGUCCAGAUCAAGUCAAGCACUUUGUUUCGUCUUUGAAGACAGCUCUUGAGCCUCGAUUAUCUCCGGCCUGGAUUGGCACUGUUGAACUUGUGAAAAAGAUAAUUGAAUCCCAAAAUCCAGUCGAGAGCCUUUCAACUACUAAUGGCAAAUUGAAUAUUAAGAACAUGGUUUUUGCGAUAACCACCCUUUGCAUACCUCCAGUAUUUCAGAGGGCAGUACUGGUUGAACAUAUUCAGAAAAGCCAUUUUUGGAUUAGGCACGAGAUUCUCAGCAUUAUUUUGAUAAAUUUGACAAAGAUGGAAAAUGCCUCGACUUGUAUUCAGUCAGGUAGUUUAGAAACCCUUUACUCACGAGAAGAUUUGAACACGGUUCCACAGCUGCUGAGAGAAAGUCUUCACAAGGCCCUUCCAGACAUUUCUGUAAUCCAAACAUGCUUGGAAGAAGUAAUAGCCAGUGGUUUGACUGCCUCAGUUACUGAAGAAGGACCAGAUAUCACCAUAAUCAACGAGUAUACACCUCCAUCCCUGGCACAACAUUUGAAUAGGAUAUUAGAAGUUCUGAUUGGUUACCGAAACGUGCUUCCCCACCAGGAGAUUGAACUGAAACUAGACUCGUUUUUGGCAGGUGUAAAAAAACAUUCAAAAAAUAUGACUUCAGAAGAUUUGGCUUCGGUGCAGUUGCAAGCUUUAAAACUAGUUUCUACAACCACUCAGAAUUUGUGUAUUUUAGAAGAGGAAACUUUGGACUCUCCAAUCCUGCUCCUUUUGGAUGUUUUUCAGUCAACGAAGGAUAGUGACCUUAAAAAGUCAGCCAAAUCGAUCAUUAUUUCUAUCUUAAUGAAAACUGGAUUAUUUGAUGGAUGCGAGUGGGAGUUGGAUAUCUGGUUGGAAACUAUGGAUCAGAUGCAAGAAACCAGUCACACCAAAGCAGCUGAAUUCUUCGAAGCAAGUGUGAAAGAAUUGCUUUCCAAGUCGAACUAUUACAUGGAUAUUAUUUUGGAAAGUUCCAUGGAAUAUAUAAGUGAUUGUGAACAAAAAACAAGAUCCAUGGUUGAUUUAGAAGAUCUUUUGAGAAAGACUAGAAGCAAAGAAGACUGUAAAACUGGAAAGAACAGGGAGCUUGAUGAACAAAUUCAACCAAACACUCUGCCUUUUAGUGUCUUAGUUCCUGCAUCUUUGAGUGUUUUAGAAGAGCAGGAUGAAGUAGAUGAAACAAUUGUGCAAUUUUUAACAAGUGUCACCAAGAGCAUCCUCUUCAGUCAGUAUCACCCAGAAACAUUGAGCAUUAUUCUGUCUAGGUCUAAAAAACUGUUACUUCACGAUGUCCUAGAAUACGUGAAACUUUGGGUUCCUACAGCUUUAAAGUCCAAGGACAAAGAAGAUACCAUCGAAGAAGUGACAGCUUACUUUGACCUUCUAAAGGCUAUUUUAGCUGACCAUUUAGAUUUUAAAAAAUAUACAAAGUCUCUAAGUGGACACGGCAAACCUGAAACAGAUAGCUUUGAACAAUCUCAUUUGAGUCCUGAAGCUAAAGAGGAUGAUAAUUGUGUUUCAUUUGCAACAGCUGCGUUACAACUGGUGUUUGCACAUCCUGAAGCCAUUAGUUGGUUUCUUAAGUAUGAUAAAGAAACUGGUGUUAGUCAACACGUAGUGCAUUUGAUCACUGCUUUUUACCUCAAAUUAAUAGGAAGUUCAGAAGCCAUUUUGAUGGUCACACCAACCUUGUGUAGCAUGAUUAAACCAUUCAUGAAUAAAGUGCAGAGAUUUUUAGAAGAAAAUAGUGGCAAAGCUGUGCAGACAUUCAUGACGGAACAAGACAAACCUUUUAACUUGCAAACUUUGCUGAUGCCAAUUUUUAAUUUUAUUGACAAACCUAAAACAUGUGACUUGCUGGAAGCCAUCUUCAGGAACAACAGGUUGGAAACUUUAAGAGUGAUAGAUCCAGAGUUUAUAGUCAUCCAAAAACUUUUACAGAAUCUCACAGUGAAAGAUCACGAUUUCUCGACCAUGCUGUCAUCCAGCUGUGUAUCGGCAUUGUUUCAGCUCUAUGCUACAACAACAACAGAAGAGGCUGCAUCGGCUCGAUUAGGAAAAUGCCUUUUGGAUUUCCUCACUCAGUAUCCACCCUAUUGCGCUGCUGUUGAAGAAGAAACAGUAUUAUGUUUAAUAGAAAAAUUUCACGUGGAAAGUCUGAGGAUCGUUGAACUUUUAGCGAAAUCUUGUCCUGUCCACUUACAGACCUGUAAACAUUGGCUUUCAUCACAUCAAAAAAAUUUGGAAUCGAGAGACAAAGUGGCUUUUAUCUAUUUUAUUAAUCUCUGUUUUCCACCAUCUUGGAUUCCUGGAACUCUUGAAAAAUCUCUGUACCCUGUAAUCUCACAGUUUUGGACUAUCAUCUGUGAAAAUAUCAAAGGAGAACUUAACAUGGUCAUUAAAGACAAAACAAUUUUGGAUUAUACUUCAACUCUCGUAUACAAAUUGUCCACUGAGAAAUUAAUUGAUUCAGAUAUGAUUCUGCAGCUAGUGGAAUUUAUUCACAGCGACGUUGUAGAGAAUGGAAGGAUACUCGGGGAGGAACAAAUAAAGCUUGCACUGUGGCUGUUUAGAAGUUGUGCAGUUUUAGAGCACAAGGUGGCACAGGCAGAGCCUGCUGUUGCUCUAAUCAGAGUUCUACUGAUUUCUCUAAUAAGAGCCUUGAACCAGAAUACAGCUAACAAGGACGUACUUGUCGAGACAUUGACGGAUGUUGCUGAAGAAACUGUAAAGAGUACUGAUGACUACCUAGUUCAAGAAGCUUGUUCCAACAAAGAAAUUUGGUUUAAACUUGUUAAAGUCAUACUGAAGGAUUCCAUGAGGAUUGAAGCUGGAAACCUAAAACUUCUAAGUCUCUUAAAAAACCUCUGCCACAUUGUCUACAUCCAGUGUUCAGAAUUGUUUCCAUUUCCCGUGAGCGUGCUUUAUGAAAUGAUACUUGGACAUUCCAAUUUUUUAACUGUGCUGUUAGAAGAACAGACUGACGUGUUAAACCGUAAAGAGACUGUUGUGGACAUUCUUAUCACCUUGGCAACUGUUGAUGGCUCACUGUGUAUGAAUCAUCACAUACCGAUGCUGCUUGGAGGCUAUCACGCUUCUUUACGAAUAUUGGAUCAGAAAAUACUUUACCUCCUGGUGUUGUUUGAGAGACAUGGAGCCCAAGUUUUUAAUUUCAAACCUUUUCUGUGGGGUCAGGCAGCUAUUGGUCAUUACUCAUUGAAGAAAAAUAUUGGAUUGUCCUUAUUGAAGCAGCCUAGAAUGGAAGAAGUUCUAAAUCUUUUGGAUGAUGAAAAGAUGAUUUUGACAGCACUGAAAUUUCCACUCACUCUAGAACUACAGCCUAAACUUCCUGAAGAAAAAAUGAAUCGAGAUGAUAAAGUCGAUGAAAAUCUAUACGAUCCUCGUUUUCUUCUUCCUUUCCUUUCCCAUCUGUUGACUCCAGGAUCUCUAGUUCAUUUUAAAAAGUUUAUUGAAACGAAGUGUCUUGCUCUAGCUUUUGCCGCCCUUUCUAGCUAUGAUAAUGGCAUGAGAGCUGCUGGAUAUACUAUAUUAUCAUCAUUUUACCAACAUUUAGAAGGAUCUUUCUACAAUGAGAGGAGAAUUUGGCUCAUGUUGUUGGAUAGUGUAAGAAACUCGUUAGAAAAAAACAACAUAAGGCUUCCAUGCAUCAUCACAGUGUUUCUGGUGAAAGUUACGCAACUUAUGAUUAAACCAGCUGACCCGUUGUUUAGGCCAGUGUAUCAAUUUCUGAUGCUGAAGCCUGCACUGGAUUUGGGGAAUGUUCCAGAAUUCUAUAAGCUUUUUUAUAGUAAUGAUUUGCAGUUUCGGCUCCAUCAAUCGUGGGUCUUAACCUUACUGUCUGAAGGCACAAGAACCAGUCUAGACUUCCACAUUUGUCAGAAAAGAUACAUCUUCAACAUCCUUCUAACGUAUUAUAAUUCGGUUCUAUGCAGUCAACAACACAAGGUGCUGAUUCUCAAAAUCUUAAUAACAGCUGUAGAAACACCAUCUUCGGCCCAGAUACUUUGUAAACAGCAUGGACUGUUGGCUUGGUUACAUGGUGCCAUCAUCAAAUGCGAGAAUUCAAGUCACGAUCUUAUAUGCCAGCUAGUUCUCGUGUUACACAAAUUGUGGAUAUCAAGUGUCUCCUAUUCAGAAUCAACCCAUAAACAAGAUAACACCACUGAAGCGUUGGAAAACUCUUCUUCAAAGUUAAAUGAUAACCAGACAAAUGCGUUACAUCAUCAUCAUCAUUUCUACCAGUUGUUUCCCACAGAGUUUCUGUUUACACAUCUUUCAAUUUUACCAAAACUAAGAGAAAUUGAAGACAUAACAACAAUCCAUAAUUAUUUUGAGACUCUUGCUACUGUCUUGUGUUACGUUGCUGAAAACGCUUUAGAACCAACAGGAAAUAUUCUUUUCAUAACUUCUGUACAUAAUUUGCUAAGUUUAUGGUGCUUAAAGCUGAAGAAAUACUUGCAAGAAGAGAAAACGGUUUGCCCUUCUUCUCUUGACGAACAAAAAUCUUUCAGAGAUGGUGAAAUAACUCUUGUGUUUAAGUGUAGAAGAUUACUGUCCAAGAUUCUUCUUUACUGGAAACCCACCUUGGAAUCUUCCGAUGUUAACUUUAACGAGACACUUCCUAACGAUCUUUCUUCCCGAACUGUUACAGACACUUUUAUCAGAGUGUUGAGGUUCCAACUGGAAGAUGACGAAAGUAACAGUGAUGUAAAUAAAUGUACCUUCUUCGUAGAAGUCACGAGCUGGAUUAACAGUUGUUUAAUGCGGGAAGGAAAUCAGUGCCUUAGUUUAGCUCUUCUUUCAGACUCGGACUCUGAGAGUUAUUAUUGUAUUGAAUUGUUAUUCAGGAAGUUAGUAUGCAUGAUAAGGUUAUGUUACCUUCAGCCCUGUGAUAGCUGUACGAGAGAAGUUAACAGUUUAACUACGUUUAUUAAACAGUUGAUGAACAACUUAGCACUGAUAAUGAAUGGACUUAGUGAUCUUUCAUCAGAAUCUGGCACAUUUGUUACACUAGCAAACAGUCGUUCUUACAGGAAGAGGCUGAGAAAGAAAAUACAGAAACUUUGUGACCCGGAAUCAAUUACUGAUUUAACCCAGAUGUUUCCAGCCAUAACGAUAUUCCUGGAGCUAUGGAUAAGAAAACCAAAACCUACACUUUAUAAAACUUGUCAAGACAACUGAAGUAAUGUGUAAAGGGAGUGAGAAGUUGAAAAUAUCAGAUGUAUAUCUCUUUAACCAACUGUUAUAAUUGUAAUAAAUUACAUAUUUUUCAACCAAAAA
Messenger RNA from Limulus polyphemus (Atlantic horseshoe crab), 6648 nucleotides. RefSeq names its product nucleolar pre-ribosomal-associated protein 1-like. The record is from RefSeq and is a predicted model, not a curated record. The coding region runs from base 76 to 6549 and encodes 2157 amino acids. Gene Ontology annotation, biological process: maturation of 5.8S rRNA from tricistronic rRNA transcript (SSU-rRNA, 5.8S rRNA, LSU-rRNA); maturation of LSU-rRNA from tricistronic rRNA transcript (SSU-rRNA, 5.8S rRNA, LSU-rRNA). Lineage: Eukaryota; Metazoa; Arthropoda; Merostomata; Xiphosura; Limulidae. The transcript is spliced from 34 exons. Gene Ontology annotation, cellular component: nucleolus.